Molecule: messenger RNA, 2812 nt
Organism: Podarcis muralis (Common wall lizard)
Lineage: Eukaryota; Metazoa; Chordata; Lepidosauria; Squamata; Lacertidae
Gene: KCTD21
Product: potassium channel tetramerization domain containing 21
Biological process (GO): ubiquitin-dependent protein catabolic process; protein homooligomerization
Molecular function (GO): cullin family protein binding; histone deacetylase binding
Source: RefSeq, a predicted model, not a curated record
UUGCCCCGGAGCCGGCUGGGAGUUGUAGUCCCGUCCCCGGCCCGCGGCGCUGGCACCGGAGGCGCCCAGGAAAUACAGUUCCCACGGAGCAUUGCGGCCGGCUGGGGUUUCCCUUCGUCUCCUAGGCAGGGCAGAUCCACCUCUUUGCCUUCCCCCCCCCCUCCCCAGUCCACCCAAGCUCCCCCAUCGUGUUUUUUUCCUCUCUCUCCCCUUCCCCACCCCAAAGAAGCAUCUGCGACAGCGGUCCAGCAGGUUGGCAGCGCGACAGGACUUGUCCUGGUAUCGAUGUCAAGCUGAUCUGUCGCUAGUUAUCAGGAUCAACACUGGCCUAUCUCUAGUCUCUAGUCUGCAGAAACCUCACCUGUUCUCCAAGAAUUCUCGAAGAUUGUAAACAGAGGCUCUGAGAUUAUAUCCGCAAGUUCCUUUAGUACCCUUGGGUGCAGCUUGGGUGGAGAUUUGAAUUCGUUUAUAGUAGAUCUGCUCCGGACGUCCCUUCCUCCCACCAUGUCAGAGCCUAUAACACUAAACGUUGGUGGGAAGCUGUACACAACAUCGCUGUCCACCUUGACCAGCUUCCCAGACUCCAUGCUGGGUGCCAUGUUCAGCGGGAACCUGCCAACCAAGAGGGACAGCCAAGGCAACUGCUUCAUCGACCGGGACGGCAAGGUUUUCCGCUACAUCCUCAACUUCCUGAGAACCUCCCACCUGGACCUCCCAGAGGACUUCCAAGAAAUGGGCCUGCUCCGCCGAGAAGCAGAUUUCUACCAGGUGCAGCCGCUGAUUGAGGCCCUGCAGGAGAAGGAGGUGGAGCUCUCUAGGGCGGAGAAGAACGCCAUGCUCAACAUCAGCUUGGACCAGAGGACUCAGACGGUUCACUUCACCGUCCGGGAAGCUCCCCAGAUCUACAGCUUGUCCUCUUCCAACAUGGAAGUGUUCAACGCUCACAUUUUCAGCACCUCCAGUUUGUUCCUCAAACUUCUGGGCUCCAAACUCUACUACUGUUUCAACGGCAACCUGUCCUCGAUCUCCAGCUACCUGCAGGAUCCCUACCACGUGACCUUGGAUUGGGUUGCCAGCGUGGAAGGGCUGCCGGAAGAGGAGUACACCAGGCAGAACUUAAAGAGGUUGUGGGUCCUGCCGGCCAAGAAGCAGAUCAACAGUUUCCAGGUGUUUGUAGAGGAGGUACUGAAAAUCGCCAUGAGCGAUGGCUUCUGCGUCGACUCCUCUCACCCGCACGCCUCGGAUUUUAUGAACAAUAAAAUUAUCCGGCUAAUACGGUACAAGUAGGCUUCACCCUCCGUUCCGCUACACAUAGCAACGAUGCGCUGAGGUUCGUGUCUGGAUACGGGUUUACCUCUUCGAGCCCGCUUCACGAAUCGUGUGCUAAUAACCUGAAUUAUGAAGUUAGUUUUCUGCUUAACAGACUAACCAGUGUAUGUCAAAACUCCAGAUUAGGGAUGUGUGACAGAUUGGUUUGUGGGCCAGGUGGUAGCAGGGACGGAGGAAGAUCUCUGGUUCCGUGUCAACCAAUUGCCUUUCUUCUAAGAUGCAUCAUCGGGAAGGGACGAGUCUCUUCCUGUGGGCACCGGCAAUGACAUCAGCACCGGGGGCAUUAUGUACUGCCCUUGUUUGCCCCCCUUGCAUGUUCGAUGCUAUAUUGUGCCCAGCGAGGAAGAGGCAGAAAGGGCGAGGGAGGGGGAAGGUUGAUGGAUAAAUCUGUUUCCCAAACGGCACGAUGCCAGAAUGAAGCUGUUCGUCCCUUAUCUGUGGGGUUGACAGGGCAAAAUAGCAAUAUUGAACUAUUUACACAGAGACUGGGAGUUGUGAAGAGAUCCCACAUUUUGUUUAAUGACGGGUGACUCAUCAUUUUAACCUCUCUGCCUCAUUUUUCCCACUGGGAAGAGACUUGUGCAAUCUUAACUUACUAUGAAGGGCAGCCGAGCGGCUAAAGGCGGUUAAGGAUGUCUGUGUUUGUGCAAGAGCUGGAGGAUUCAGGGUGAGAGAGACUUUCUGACCCGAGCAGGGCAUGACAGCCAUUGGAGUUGAUUCCCUCCUCGGUCACAUUAUAAUGUCUCUGGUACGUAGAUAGGAAAUUGCCCAAGUUUCCCCAGUGCAGCAGUUUGCCUCCAUGCUGUCGCUGUUUCCUUUAACGUGAGUGUCCAGUUGUAAGAUUCAAACGGUCUGAAGAGGCGGCCUCUGGAAUAUUUGGGGCUUUUGCCUGCGGUACAAAAUGGAGCAUGGCCUCAUGGUACUAGGCUAUUGGGGGAUAUCUGUCUCUGCUUUGCAUGCAGAAGGUUCCAGGUUCAAUCCCCAGCUUCUGCAGAUACGACUGGGAACAUCCCCAACUGAACUCUGAAGUGCCACUGUCGGUAUGUGUGGAUGAUACCGCGCUAGGGAAACAAAUGGUCUUGGUAAAACGCCAGCUUCCUAUGACCCUGUUUGUUCCAAAGGAGAAAGGAAGCAUCUGAAAACUGCCUAGCAUCUAUGUGGAGAGUGCAGCUAACAGGCACUAGUCAAAUGCAAGAUCAUAGAAUUGCAGAGUUGGAAGGGACUAUGUGGGUCAUCUAGUCCAACCCCCAACCGUGGGGCUCGAACCCAUAGCCCUGAGAUUAAGAGCUACAUGGCUCAGGGCUGAGCUACGUGGCUUAGGGCCAUGAUAUCUCCUUCCAGCCUUUCCAGAACCAGCCAGCAAAGGGAGUAUUUUGCAGCUGGUUACCCCAGCACUCAUAAUAAUAAUACAGUGGUACCUCGGGUUACAUACGCUUCAGGUUACAGACUCCGCUAACCCAGAAAUAGUACCUCGAGUUAAGAA